This is a messenger RNA of Anthostomella pinea, 840 nucleotides long. The record is from the annotation of a GenBank genome assembly. NCBI's taxonomy places the organism in Eukaryota, Fungi, Ascomycota, Sordariomycetes, Xylariales, Xylariaceae.
AUGCAUGCUCGCGACGCCACAGGCCGUCAGGUCUCCCUGCUCAAUGACGACCCAUCCGCCAGUCCAUCCUACCACCACUCGCCAAGCCAAUACCGAUCUGGAGGCGACCAGUCACCCUUACCUCCCACUCCGGAGCUCCUCCGUUCCAACUCCUACGACUCUAACACCAGUAACGAUGCCAUAAUCCCAUUGACACCGGGUAUCUUUGACUAUGCGUCGCGGCCUCUGUUCGAGGAGUAUUCCUCUGACAAGCAGGCUACUGUGAAGCGCCCAGCCUAUGUCGGGAAGAGUCGCUCAAAUUCAUAUGAGGACGACAGCUGCAGCGGCUCUGGCUCUGGCUCUGGCUCGCAUGACAAGCCAGGCAAGCGGUACCCUUGUCGGUAUCGUGAUACUCACGGCUGCGAGAAAACAUUCACCACAUCUGGCCAUGCGUCGCGUCAUUCCAAAAUCCACACUGCCGAGAAGGCGGUUCAGUGCACGUACCCCGCCUGCCACAAGAAAUUCACCCGGGCAGACAACAUGAAGCAGCAUCUCGAGACCCACUUCAAGGACAAGUCGAGAUCCUCAGGGUGUUCCAAACCCAAGAGCUCCUCACUAUCUUCCUCGAAACGCCGUUCUGUCUCUCCAAAAUCAUCUUCGUCUCCGCAAAGCCAUCAAACAUCUGUCGAUGUGGAAAUGUGGGAUGCUGAUCAGUUUGGCUCCGAAACCCCGCUGCCAUCGCCUGGUCAUGCGUGGGAUAUGCGAGGCUUCAAUCUUCCUUUCAUGAGCCGUCCGAAUGCUAUGAGGACAAGCAGCGGUCUGGACGCUUUGGCUAUGAUCGCGUGCCAGGAAGGUGCCUGA